UAGACUUUUCGUACUAUGGAAUCUGAUAGUAAUUUAAAUUAAAUAAUAUAAAUAUAUAUAUAUCAUAUAUAUAUAUGUAUAUUUAUUUUAUAUUAUAUAAUGGUAUUCCGUAAUCUUGUAAAAUGUUUAAAUAGGAUACAAAUUAAUUAUGUUUUCAAUAAUACAUUUAAAAUAAAACAUGGAACGAAAUGUCUAUAUAUGAAAAAACAAACAUACAGUACAAAUGAGAAUGUUGAAAAAAUUUAUGAAAUACCUAUUGAAAAUAUCCGCAAUUUUAGUAUAAUAGCCCAUGUUGAUCAUGGUAAAAGUACCCUUGCUGAUAGACUUCUAGAAAUUACUGGUGCUAUAAAGAGGAAUUCAGGAAAACAAGUAUUAGAUACAUUGCAAGUAGAAAAGGAACGUGGAAUUACGGUUAAAGCUCAAACAGCUUCCCUUACGUAUUCAUAUAAAGGACAAAAUUAUCUUUUAAAUUUGAUAGAUACUCCAGGUCAUGUAGAUUUCUCAUCCGAGGUAUAUCGUUCAUUAUCAGCUUGUCAAGGUGUCAUAUUAUUAGUGGAUGCAAAUGAUGGAGUACAAGCGCAAACUGUUGCAAAUUUUUAUUUAGCUAUUAAAAGAGAACUUGUAGUAAUACCAGUAAUAAAUAAAAUAGAUUUGCCAACUGCAGAUCCAGAAAGAGUAAAGAAUCAGUUAAAAACAUUAUUUGAUAUAAAUGAAAAAGAUAUAUUACAAAUAUCUGCUAAAUUAGGAACAGGUGUUAAUGAAUUAUUACAAGCUGUACUCAAAAGACUUCCACCUCCGCUUGUAGAUAGGAAUUUACCAUUUCGUGGUUUAAUAUUUGAUAGCUGGUAUGACAAAUAUAAAGGAGCUGUUUCCUUAAUAUAUGUGAAGGAUGGAACUUUAUCUGUUGGUGAACAUAUUACAUCCUUUACUAACAAAAAAUCUUAUGAAAUUAAAGAAUUAGCACUUUUAAGACCUGAGGAAGAACUUGUUAAAACUUUAUUCGCAGGAGAAGUUGGAAGUAUAAAAUGUAAUAUGAGAUCUUCUAAAGAAGCACAUAUUGGGGAUACUUUAUAUAGAAAAGGCCACCCUGUAGAAUCAUUAGGUGGAUUUACAGCAAUAAAACCAAUGGUAUUUGCUGGAGUGUAUCCUAUAGAUCAAUCACACUUUUUUACAUUACAAAAUGCGAUUGAUAAACUUAUUUUAAAUGAUAGUGCUGUUGAAGUUGUACCAAAUUCUAGUGCUGCACUUGGACGUGGCUGGCGAGCUGGAUUUUUAGGACUUUUGCACAUGGAAGUAUUUAUACAGAGGUUGGAACAGGAAUAUGGUACAGAACCAAUAGUUACAGCACCUGGUGUUACAUAUAAAGCCAAAAUUAAAGGACAUACAAAUAUAGUACGAUAUAAAGGAGAUAUGAUUGCCUUCAAUAAUCCUAUUGAUUAUCCUGACAAACAAAUUACUGUAGAAUAUUAUGAGCCAAUGAUCAUUAGUACUAUUAUAACACCAGAUAAGUAUAUAGGACCGGUAAUUUCAUUAUGUCUUGAGAAACGUGGGAUUGAACAAUAUUCCCAAACUAUUGGAAAUAAUAGAACAUUAUUAAAAUUUUUAAUGCCAUUAAACGAAGUGGUCCUUGAUUUUCACGAUACACUGAAAACUAUUACUUCUGGAUAUGCUAGCUUUGAUUAUGAAGAUAAUGGAUAUCAUCCUUCUGAAAUUGUGAAGUUAAAUAUUCUCUUAAAUAGUAAUAUUGUAGAAGAAUUAAGUACAAUUGUACAUUGUACUAAAGCAAGAGAAGUGGGAAAAAGAAUGUGUAGUAAACUUUUGGAUAUUAUUCCACGACAAUUAUUUGAAAUAUCAAUUCAAGCAACAGUUGGAAGUAAGAUACUUGCAAGGGAGAAUUUGAAAGCAUAUAGAAAGGACGUUACUGCAAAAUUGUAUGGAGGUGAUGUUACCAGAAGGAUGAAAUUAUUGGCAAAACAAAAACAGGGAAAAAUCAAAAUGCGCAUGAUCGGAAAUAUUUCCUUGCCACGAGAAACAUUUAUAAAUGUACUCAAACGAUAAUAUACCGUGUAUAUAUAUAUAUAUAUAUAUGAUUCUUACUUUGAACAAAAAAUAAAAAGAAUAUAUAAAAUAAAAA
Molecule: messenger RNA, 2134 nt
Organism: Vespa crabro (European hornet)
Lineage: Eukaryota; Metazoa; Arthropoda; Insecta; Hymenoptera; Vespidae
Gene: waw
Product: translation factor GUF1 homolog, mitochondrial
Exons: 7
Coding region: 100-2058 (652 amino acids)
Biological process (GO): positive regulation of translation
Cellular component (GO): mitochondrion
Molecular function (GO): mitochondrial ribosome binding; GTPase activity; GTP binding
Source: RefSeq, a predicted model, not a curated record